Messenger RNA from Cervus elaphus (red deer), 1109 nucleotides. Its product is annotated as translation initiation factor IF-2-like. The transcript has 2 exons. NCBI's taxonomy places the organism in Eukaryota, Metazoa, Chordata, Mammalia, Artiodactyla, Cervidae. The coding region runs from base 122 to 652 and encodes 176 amino acids. The record is from RefSeq and is a predicted model, not a curated record.
GCCGGGACCCUGUUGGGGGCGGACCCCGAGAAAAGGCCGGGACCCUGGGGAGGGGGGUUGGACCCCGGGAAAAGGCCGCACCGGCGGCAGAGGAGGGGAGCCCCGGGGCAGCAGGGCCGGGAUGCACGGAGCCCGGAGGGGACGUGGGAGACCACGACCGGGGACGACGCGCGGAAGCCGAGCAGGAAGCGGACAGACGAGUUUUCCAGCGUGGGCUCUCCCCGCUCCCGCCCCGGGAGGAGGGAACCGGACUAUGAGGCUCGCAGCCCAUCCAGCCCCGUGUUCGGCGGAGGGGCCCCGGGGAGACGGCCCCUCUCCUGGUCCUGAGGGGCCGGCCGGCAGAGACCCCCGUCUCAGAGCCCCCGCGCUUCUCCUCUCCAGCGGCCACAGGGAAGGGCCUUCUGAAAUCGAGCCACACGGCUCUGCGCUUCAGGGGCCGGGCCUGGGCGGCCCACGGUGGACAGGCCCUGGGGUCACCACAGGGAGCGGGGACGCGGCACCGGAGGCGGCUCGGGAAGCUCCGUGCUGGGUCGCUGGCCGCCGUGUCCCCGCCGGACUCAGAGCCCGAGGACUCAAUCCCGGGACCUGCGCUCGGCCAGCGCGCCGGGAGGACCCCGGUGUCAAGAAAAGGCGGAGCCCCCCCACCAGCUGAUAACAGAUGGUACAGAAAAAUAGCCAUCCCACUUAUGAAUAUAGAUGAGACUGAGAGGAUCAGCAUAAACACUGGAAAAGAAGAAUGAAAAACUAGUAAAAACCACUGGUGUGAAUAAAAUAAUCUGGUGAAUAGGCAGGAAGAGAGAAUAUGGAAUAAUCCAUCAUUUUUUUUCUAUUCCACUAAUGAGCUUCUAGAAAUGGGGAAUCUAUUGCAUUCCCUACAGUGAUGGGAAACAAAACAAAAACUUUAAGUACACAAAGAAAGGCACACGACCUAUAUGAAGAAAGCUGGAAACUCCUACAGAGCCAUAUAAAGCAUGAUCUGAACAAAAGAAAUGAGGACCAGGGAGAGCCCCAGGUCUUUUCAAUGGCCAAAAUAAUCUUAAAACUUGUAUGUAAGAAUCAGCUCACUCGCUCAGUCGUGUCCGACUCUUUGCAACCUCAUGGACUGCAGC